This is a messenger RNA of Suncus etruscus (white-toothed pygmy shrew), 792 nucleotides long. RefSeq names its product protein BEX4-like. The record is from RefSeq and is a predicted model, not a curated record. The transcript is spliced from 3 exons. NCBI's taxonomy places the organism in Eukaryota, Metazoa, Chordata, Mammalia, Eulipotyphla, Soricidae. Gene Ontology annotation, cellular component: cytoplasm; nucleus. The coding region runs from base 238 to 597 and encodes 119 amino acids.
CGCCGACGCGGCGUCACGUGACCGACCCAAGAAAACGAGCGCACCUUCCUCCCGCGUCACACCUUCCCAGCCCUCGCUCGCGUCCGGACGUGCGCUUGGGUCGGUCUAGGACGGCUCCGAAAAGCAGGAGGCGGCGGGGCCAACGGUCUGAGGGUCCGAGCGCCUCCGGGGAGCACUUGCCGCCGCCGCCGCGAGAAGCCGAGCCCGGUGCCGACGGCGACCAGAGGCCCAGGAGCAAUGGCGUCCAAAGAAAAACCGAUGAUGAAAAAGCUGAGCAAGGAAAACGAAGACGCCAAUCCCGAAAAAGAAGAAGGGAAAGAAUCCCUUGUACCGAAUGGAGAGGAAUCGCGUCCUUCGGGAGGGGGUGAAGGCCAGAAAUCUGGAGGGAAACUGGGGCGUGUUAGGCGAUUUGUCCCUAGUUUCCGUUGGGCCCUUCCUAACAGGCAGAAUGUGCAAAACGACGCCGAUGAUGUCGAGAAGUUUGCUGGCAAGAUGAUGGAAGUGAAGAGAAAAACCAAGGAACAGCAGCUGAAGCAUUACACACGCUUCCAAACUCCUGAGCCUGAUAAUCAUUAUGACUUCUGUCUUAUACCUUGAAUACUGAGGGUUAUCCUGUCAUUAAUCAUGUGGCCUCAGCUCUAUAAGCUUGUAGUUCGUGAUUUACUUUUUCUGUACCUUGGGGCCUUCCCAUUGAACAGUUUCCAAGUGAAUACUGUUUUGGUCUCUGUAAAACUUUAUUGCCAAUUUAAUGUAGUUUUAGGGAAAGUAUUCUUUUCUUAACACGAAAUAAAA